Portunus trituberculatus (swimming crab) is the source of this 5768-nucleotide messenger RNA. It is a transcript of the gene CARPA, whose product is annotated as carbonic anhydrase-related protein 10-like. The record is from RefSeq and is a predicted model, not a curated record. Bases 413 to 1363 code for a protein of 316 amino acids. The transcript is spliced from 8 exons. Lineage: Eukaryota; Metazoa; Arthropoda; Malacostraca; Decapoda; Portunidae. Gene Ontology annotation, molecular function: carbonate dehydratase activity; zinc ion binding.
UCGGGUCACCCCGCCUGCCUGACGCUCGGCUCGGCCCGCGUGAAGAGCAGAGAAGCGAGGCCAGUCAGUCUGUCUUCGGACGGUGUAUGGGUAGGACGUGUAGCCUCUCGCUCCUCCAGUCAAGCGUCAUGCCUCCCGCCGCGGCCACGGGAGUAGGGAAAAGUGGUCAUGCAGCCCUCACGUGCCCCUGGCCUUAGGUACCCGUAGCGGGAAAGCCUUAGAUACCUAUCCACGUUUACAUGGGCUGGAUUCUUAGCGUGGAACAUUUCUUAGAUUUUUAGACACAGCGGUGGUGGAAGGCGCCUCUCAAGGGGAGAUCUAACCCGCCGCGAGUGACAGUAGGGUGUUGUGCCGUGCGUCGUGCCUCGUGCCUUCCCUUCCCUUGCCCCCUGACCCUUGUCCCCCCACCGCCAUGCAGGGAGUAAGGGAGCUCCUGCUGGCCCUGCUGCUGCUGCUCCUCCUCCGUGGUCUACACGCGAGUUGGGACGAGUGGUGGACGUAUGACGGGAUAUCUGGGCCGGAGUUCUGGGGGCUGAUUAACCCGAACUGGAAUAUGUGCGAGAAGGGUCGGCGCCAGUCCCCCAUUAACAUCGAGCCUGACAAGUUGGUUUACGAUCCCCAUCUCCGCCACGUGCAUAUCGACAAGCACCGGGUGUCGGGGACGCUGUUCAACACUGGGCAGAGCGUGAUCUUCAAGGUGGAGAAGGGAACGAAACACCACGUGAACAUAACAGGCGGUCCGUUGGUGUACAAGUAUCGCUUCGAGGACCUUUACAUUCACUUUGGGGACGCCAAUGCAAAGGGGUCGGAGCACCAGAUUGGGGGCACCACCUUCCCUGCAGAGAUCCAAAUGUACGGAUUCAAUGUUGACCUGUACAAGAACAUGACCGAGGCACGACUAGGAUCAAAUGGCAUUGUGGGUCUUUCCAUCAUGAUUCAGGUAGGGGAGAACGGUAACGAUGAGCUGCGAAUCCUGUCCUCGGGGUUCGGUAAGGUGACGUACAGGGGACAGCGUUGGCCAAUCCGUCACCUCUCCCUGGCCGGACUCUUGCCCAGCACCCACCACUACAUGACCUACGACGGCUCCACCACCCACCCUGGCUGCUGGGAGACCACGACUUGGCUCAUCAUGAACAAGCCCAUCUAUAUUACCAAGCAGGAGUUGUAUGCUCUCCGCCAGCUAAUGCAAGGUGAUGCGCAGCUGCCCAAGGCUAAGAUGGCAAAUAACUUCCGUCCCGUGAAGGCCCUGCAUCACCGUACUGUGAGGACCAAUAUUGACUUCACUAACGCCCAUCGCUCCAAGGCCUGCCCCACCAUGCACCAGGAGAGGUUUUACGCGGCGCGCCAGUGGCCAAAGCUAUAGCCAACUCUGUGGGUGUAGCGGGCCUGGCGCGGCGAGGCAGAGGAGCUGACAUACAUUGGCUAGAACAUCCUCGCCUCUGCCCCGGCAAGUCUCUCCCAGCCCGGCUAGCAGGGGACACUGAAACACUACAGGAAGGGACACGUGUAGCAGACCAGAUGGUGUGAACACAAGGUGGGAAUCCUGUUACUUAGUCGGUUGUUGGCGCGUCACACUAAGGCACUUGUGACUCGAGUGAUGGAGUAAGUGAUAAUGUUGGUGACUUUUUAAAGUGAUGUUGUGUUACUCCUAAUGGUAGUUCACUAUGGUGCGUGCGUGGGCGUGUGCGCGCGUGUCCCAAGCUAUUGGUGUAGCUACAACAGGGCAAAGAAAAUAGAAAGUGAGUCUUGAUUACAUAGAAAAUAUCGCUGAAAGCAGUGACUAAUUUAUUUCUGAAGCUGAAAAGAAUGGAUGGAAAAAAAUAUCUAGCCUUGGAAAAACAUAUAAGAAAUAUAUAUGUUGACUGAAAUAGCAGGUGUUAAUGCAAGGUGUGAAAAGUCACCUGUAAUUAAAUGAGAGUAUAAAGAAAGCGUGUGAAAUGAAAGAAGAGAGAGAGAGAGAAAAGGAAAAAGUUUAAUAUAAUUGUGAUUUACUGUGAAUGUAAAAGUUAUUGUUGCAUAUUGAAUGGCAUUGAAAAGCCUCUUGUUUGUGAGUGAAAACACCUGAAUACACGGACCAGGUGUGAGCAGGUGCAGCGUGCAGGUGUGAAUGAUUUGCCGCUGAAAAGAAAAAGAGAGAAAAAAAAGUGCAGUACUGAAAAAGCUGAAUAUCGAAAUUGAGAAAGAGUAUUAUGUUAAACAUAUUUCAAAUUCAGGAAAAAGAUACGAGGAAACUCGACGAAAUAUUAAACUAUUGGAUACUGUUUGAAUUGUAGUGCUAUAAGAGGUGCUGAAUAUAGAAAAAAAUGAGGGAAUAUAGGAACAGAUCCCUCAGUCACAGAUCAGUUGAUCAACAAAACAAGGCACAAGGUGACGCCCUUCACGUCCACGAAGGAGAGGGAUAUUCCAGACAGGACUCGCCAUGACAAGGACGCCGCCGCCUCGUUGUCGCCGCCCUAGCUGCUACUACUUCUGCUGUUAUAUCUACUGCUGCUGCUGCCGCCGCUGCUGUUGCUGCCGCUGCUACACGUCAGGUUCGCCCGGCGUGAGCUGUGUACAUAGUACUUAGAGUAACUCAAGCAAAGAACGGACAAAAAAGGGUAAAUAAAAGACUUUAGGAGUGAGAGGGAAAAAAUGGAAGGAUCAGAGGGAGGUCGGCGCAGCCAUUGCAAGCUUGCCAGAAUUGACCGUAAAAUGCGAGCGUGUGCGAGGCUGACGGAGUGUUGGCGGUGUUUACCCGCGUCGAUAACAAGGUGUAAACAGCCGAGGAGGCGCUGCUCCCGCCGCUGCUUCCACCCUCCACCUAUGAAGCACGGGAGGCGGUGAAGCAUCGCGCGCCCAUAACUGGUAAAGGAGGUGUGUGUGUGUGUGUGUGUGUGUGUGUGUGUGUGUGUGUGUGUGCGCUCCACCACGAUGCAUUCCAAAGUGUUUUUUGUCCGUACAUGUUGCUAAUCUUGAAAUCACUCCAAGGUUCCACCACUAUUCGCCUUGUGGAACCGUGAACCACUGUCGAGGGUUCGAAUCCACUUGAACCACCUGGCCUGAGCCGCCUCCCUUUUGCUGCCGCGCCUCUCUCGCUGCGUGGAGGGGGUGGGGGAGUAACAGGGAGGCAAGGGCGGUGUUCUGCUGCUGUUCAUCUAUCAGUCCUUCACUAUUAAGAGGCACGUGUGUUCUGGCGUGUGUUCUGGCGUGUUCUGGCAUGUUCUCGUGUGUUCUCGUGUGUUCUGGUGUGCGAUUCUUGCAUGGCUGCGUUCAUAUGAAGCAAUAUAUACAGUAUAUAUUUUUCCCUCUCCGCUGAAGAAAAAUAACAAUGAGGGUAGAUUCUGCUGCUGUAAGGUUCGAUGCAUUUCCUCGAAUCAGCGAAGCUCCCAAUGAACCCUCGAGACAACACAGUGAUCCUUGAACCUUCUGAGGAGGAUCAUGUAUAAAUAUACUUAUAAAACAAAACAUACGUGAGUGUUGGCUGCGUGUAUAUUCAAAUUCCCUCCUAGAGAAUUAAACGCUGAGAAAUUAAACUGAGGCCGGAGAUAAAUUCACGAGUGUCACAUUUUAGCGCCUUUUUUAUUCUUUUUUUCUAUUUAUCUUUCUUUUUUGGUUCAGCGAUGAGGUUCCCCACUCGUCGUGACAGAGGAGUGAGUGUUCCGCCAGCUUGCCAUGGACCAGAGUGAGAGGACUUCGUGACUCGCCUGGUGUUCCUUAAUGAGCGGCAGUGACUCGCCUGGUGUUGACUCGGCAGUGACUCGUCUCAUCACAUUACAAAAUAAAUGCAGGAAUAAUGAAAAGAAAAAAACGUUGAAAAAAUACAUCAUGAAAUAGAAUAAAUGUAUAAAUGAAAAUAAUGCAAAACUAAUGGUUAUAAAAUAGUAAAUAAAAUAGUAAAAGAAAUAUUAUUCAUCUCCUUAAAGUGAUGUAUAGCUGUGCCACUAAUUAAAGAAAAGAAAAAGUAUGAAUUAGAAUAUAAAAAAAACAUUUAAAUCAAGGUCAAUAAAUAACAGGUGUAAAUUGCAAAGAUAAAUAUUUCCUUUAAUAAUCAAGUAAAGGUCAGACUAAAUGAACAGGUAACAAGUGAAGCAAAUAAAUGAGAUGAAAACAUAGAGAAAACAAAAGAACAUAAAUAUUUCAAAAUCAAAUAACUACAUAUCCACUUUAAUAAGAGCACAUGCAGGUGAGACUGAAUGAACAGGUGUAAAUAAAACAACAUGACAGUAAGAAAUAAAGAAUACAAGAGAAACAUUCCAAAAAUUAAUGAGUAACAAACUAACCUUCACCUUAAUGGAAGAAUAUGCUGGUGAAAUUAAUUGUACAGGAGUGAAUAGGUAAAACAGGCAGGUGAAGUGACUAACAGUAAGAAAUCAAUGCGUAGACAAAUAAUCCUCACUUCACUAGAAACAAACAGGUGUGAAUAGGUAACAGGUGAGAUAUAUGAGACAAUCUAAACAAAAAUAACUCCUAUCUUGAAAUCAGUCAAGUAAUUCCACGCAGACACAAAGCACAGGUGAUAAAGAAACAGGUGUAUUCCAUGAAGUAGUUAACAACAUUCCAUGGAGAUUGAAUGCACAGGUGUGAAUUUGUAGGUAACAGGUGAGUCACGGCGCCCUCUCCUCGUUACCUGGGCGCUGGCAGGUGAGAGGCGCUACACAAUACCUGUUGUUUACUUUCAGAAGCCGCCCAAUCACCUCUGUGGGCGGCCAUAACUCCCCCCUUUUCCCUGCUCUCUCCCUCCCUUCCUCCUCCCCUCCCUCUGGUUUGCUGGCAUAAGAUCACGUGAUUGUUUAUUUUACGCUACUGUUUUAUACUGUCGCAUCUGUCUGUCUGUCUGUCUGUCUGGUCUUUUAUUCUGUCUCUGGUUUAUUUAUCUUUUUAUCUUAUCUGUCUAUAUCUUUCCUUCUGUCUGGCUGUCGUUUUUUUUUUUUUCUUCUUUUCUGGCAAGUCAAUUGUUGUUUUGGGCAUCUUAUUUUCUUUGUCCAUUUACAUGACUGUUAUUUUACUCGUCCUCUCUCUCGGUCUGUCUAUCGACUUUAAUUCUUUCUAGUUUAAUCAACACACAGUUUUUUUUUAACUCUGUAUGUCUGUCUAUCUGUCUGUCUGUCUGUCUGUCUGUCUCUCAUAUCUGGCUGAAGGUAAUUCCAUCAGAAUGAAAAAAUAAAGGCACUCAUUCCCUAAGUGUUUCAUGUAAUAUCAUCAAUUGAAUACAUAAUGAUCAAAGCGUUACAAAAUGGAAUAAAACGAGUCAAGAAAAAAGGCUGGAAAAAACAUUAAUUCCAUCCAUACCGAACUUAAUGUAGAGCGAAUCAUAAUGGAAAAAGUUCAGAAUUACACUAGAGAGAAGAUUAAACGAAAUGGGAUAUCAUCGAAUUGAGUUUACUUUAUCAUUAUUAGUUUCUCUCUCUUUCACUCUUACAUUUUUUUUUUUUAUUUCAUUUCGUUCAGUUUCUUAUUGACAAAACUUUCUCAACCCGGAAAUCUCAAGGCAAGUAACAAUUUUUGAAUCUGGGAACGAACACACUUUUCGGAAAAUCGUUGAAAGAGUUGCGCGCGCUCUCCUCUGCUACACCUUGUAUGUAUGUAUAUAUCCAAUGCCAAAUGUCCUCGUCCUUGUCUUUAUGCCUUGUUGAGAAAGACGCCAGCACUGCUCAGGCAGACGACGGCCCGCGUUUUAUUGAGGAGGAGGAGGAAGAAGAAGAGGAGUAGAAGGAGGAGUAAGGGACAGAGAGAGAUGGAACAGAAUAAAGGGAAGGGAGAGGAAGAAGGAAUGGAAAUACAGAUAUGAG